Ochotona curzoniae (black-lipped pika) is the source of this 2413-nucleotide messenger RNA. RefSeq names its product phosducin like (gene PDCL). NCBI's taxonomy places the organism in Eukaryota, Metazoa, Chordata, Mammalia, Lagomorpha, Ochotonidae. The transcript is spliced from 4 exons. The record is from RefSeq and is a predicted model, not a curated record. Gene Ontology annotation, biological process: regulation of G protein-coupled receptor signaling pathway. Bases 194 to 1099 code for a protein of 301 amino acids.
CCCUCGGUCACGGAGAAGCUGCCGCUAACUGGCCAACGUGUGUCCACGUGACGCCAGGAGGCCGCCCCAUUGGCCCUCGCAGCCGGGACUCCGCCGGCUUUGCUCCACGAUCCUCAAGGCUCCGAGCCGCUUCCCUCCCUUCUGGUUCCCGGAACUGUCAUCUCGAGGAUCCAGACCGAGCUAGGCCGGCACCAUGACGACCCUGGAUGACAAGCUGCUGGGGGAGAAGUUGCAGUACUACUACAGCAGCAGUGAGGAUGAGGACAGCGACCGCGAGGACAAGGACGGAGGCCGGGGCGCCCCCGCCAGCAGUGCCAUGCCCGCAGAGGCUGAGCUGGCAGGCGAAGGCGUCUCAGUGAAUACAGGUCCCAAAGGUGUGAUCCAAGACUGGCGUCGCUUCAAGCAGCUGGAGACGGAGCAGAGGGAGGAGCAGUGCCGGGAGAUGGAACGGCUCAUCCAGAAGCUGUCCAUGAGCUGCAGGUCCCACCUGGACGAAGAGGAGGAGCAGCGGAAGCAGAAGGACUUGGAGGAGAAGAUCAGUGGGAAGAUGACCCUGAAGGAGCUGGCCAUGAUGCACGAGGACCAGGAUGAUGAGGCUUUCCUGCGGCAGUACCGGAAGCAGAGGAUGGAAGAGAUGCGGCAGCAGCUUCACGGGGGGCCCCAGUUCAAGCAGGUUUUCGAGAUCCCCAGCGGAGAAGGGUUUUUAGACACGAUCGACAAGGAACAGAAAAGCACGCUAGUCAUGGUCCACAUUUACGAGGACGGCAUCCCGGGCACCGAGGCCAUGAACGGCUGCAUGAUCUGCCUGGCCGCCGAGUACCCGGCCGUCAAGUUCUGCCGCGUGAGGAGCUCGGUCAUCGGGGCCAGCAGCCGCUUCACCAGGAACGCCCUCCCGGCCCUGCUCAUCUACAAGGGAGGCGAGUUGGUCGGCAAUUUCGUGCGCGUCACCGACCAGCUGGGGGAAGACUUCUUUGCCGUGGACCUCGAAGCGUUUCUGCGGGAGUUUGGGUUACUCCCGGAGAAGGAGGUCCUGCUGCUGACGUCAGUGCGCAGCUCUGCCACCUGUCACAGCGAGGACAGCGACCUGGAGAUUGACUGAAGCCAGGGCGGGCGGCUGCGUGGGUCGCUCAUGGCGGGGCUGGAAGGCGCGUGUCUGCUUCUCUGUUCCUUGCUGUGUCUGCUGGCUCUUCAGCUGUUCCGUGUAGUCCCUUUCAUCGUGCGUCAAGCCUAGGAAUUCUUACAUUCAAUCAGAAUGCUGACUCGCCUUGUAGCUAGCAAUAAAACGACUUGAACUUGCACAAACAGGAAGCCGUGCGUUGGAGCUGUUUAGCUCAGACUCCGUGGCAUGGCAUCUCCGUGACUGUUCCCUGUCAAUAUUUACAGAGCCUCCCAGAAGGACAGUGUGUCCUGCACAGGCCUGCCAGGUCCCCCGGGGGUGGGUUGUUUGAAACAUCAGUAGUGCAUUUCCUUGAUCAAAUGCUUUGUAUAUUUACUUGUAAUCAGAUCCACAGCCCCAGAAGGCAGUUGAAUUUUUUUUUCUCCUUGACCUCUAUGAGGGCCUUGUCUAAGGUCCCAGGCAGUGGGUGCAUCAGCUGGUGGUGGGCCCCAGUGUUGGGAAGUGGGGAUCAGGGAUCUGCAGGAAGUGUGGGUGCCGACUGCCCUCGGGGCGCUGCCAGGCAAGCAUCAACCUCAACCCUCCAACCGGGGUGGCAGUGGAACGCUCCUCAAAGGAGCGUGUGGAACCAGAAAGCUCCUGCCCCUCUCGCUCUAUCCAGCAAGGCAACUUUAUGUCCCAUCAGGACUGUCCAAAACCUGUGUUUGUUUUGUGCUUAUUGCGAAAAUAGUCCAUGCUUAGUAGAGGACAUUGACCAAAAGGCAGAAGCAGAAAGGAGAGCAGGAGAGGGGGCUCAGCUCCUCGGGGCCGGGAAGUCCCGCCUGCGUGUUCUCUGUUUGCACAGCCUUCCUGUCUGUCAGCACAUCAGUGGGACCAUUCUGAACACGCUGCCCUGUGCUGCGGUCAGCUGAUGCACUGUCAGACCCUGUCAUGUUGUGGGAUAGCCCGCUGCAAGGCUUUGUGAAACUGCCAUUGCUACUCCGUUGUACAGAGGUGCUGUCAUGGUUGGCUGGCUCUUAAAAAGAAAGCAGACACUUGUUACAAAAGGUAACGGAUGUUAACCAUGGGGACGGGAUUACAGAUUAACCCAAAAAGACCUAAUGAGCCAUACACUUUCACCAACCAAAAUAACUCCCUGUUACACUUUCUGUAUGUAUUUUUCUAGUCUUUUUUUCUGUGUAUUUAUAAUAAUGAACAUCAUUUGAGUUUUUUCCCCUUUAUUUCUUAUUUGAAAAAAAAAUGUGUAAUGUAGGGUCAGGGAAAAUGUAAUCUGAAAUUAAAUUUUAGCUUUAACAUCCA